CCGGCCCAUCAUCGUAUGGUAUUUAUGUGAACAUUGUAAACGGAGUUUGCUAUUGUGUUUUGUCAAUUCAAUUGUUGUGAAAAAGUUGGCGCUAAUCAUCGUGGUAUUGUUUUGUAUACACGAGUUUCACAUUACUUUACAGGUAUUUUUUUUUUUUUUUGUAUUUUUGAUAUUAAAAGGGCCGUUGUUACAAUGCCCCGUUAGCACUUGCUGGUAAUAAAAUGUGUUACAAUUACAAUACAGUUAGCAAUUACCAACAUUUUAUUUGAUAGUGUAACACGGUUUUUAUAUAAACCCUUUUCCAACUAGUAUUAGCGAUAGUUAUGUAGGUACUUAAAUAUUUUAAUGUUGUGAUAGCGCUAGGUCAACUAAAAACUAUUGAAAUUGUAAUUUUUGUUGUUUCCAACAAUAUAAUGACAGCGUGAGAUAUAGAAUAUUUGAUAUUUUUAUUGUUAUCCACGUAUACUUUAAAUUAAUCGUUAUCGUUAUUAGGGGCGUUGAAUUAACAUUAUAUUUUUCAGAUUUGUACAAUGAUUUGUGUAAAAAUAGUGCAUCACUGAGUACCUACUCAAUGUCUUUAUUCAUAAUAUGUUCCUCGUAUAUAUUUAAGGCAGGAUUGAAAGGUUUUCGAUAACUACUGAAUUCAUAACAACCGAUACACCGUACUUCUGUAUGACAACGAAUCUAUAAGUAUUAGUCCGUUUUCUAAACAUUGAUUCAGAAAAUCUUACAUCUCAGUUUUAUCUGUCAUUUGUAUAAUUACUUAUACAUACUACAUUGUUCAUUUGGAUGACAAGAAGAUAUAUAUAUAUAUUAUUUGUAACAUUAUUAUUAUUAUUAUUAUUAAUUUUAUACAGUGCGAUUAGACGUUUAUGUCUAUUUCUAAUUUGAUAUGCCUUCUACAUACAUUGUUUGUGAAGGCAUUUCAUAUUAAUAUAAUUUAACUGAUUAAUAAUAAGAUAAACUUAUUUUUUUGAUAAUUCCAGCGGGGUGAGGAAAAGAUCAGGACUGUCUAUGGUAAAGUUCCAGAAAUAGUGAUCGAAGUUGGACUGCAAAUAAUUUAAUAGAAGCACUCCUCAUUUUCAUCAAUAAUUUAAUUUCUACGUUUAACCAUAAGUUGAAGUUUGAAGGAAUUGAGAAGUUAUUAACUUCUCAAUUUACAUUGACAUAAUAUGAUGUUUGGUGAUUUACUAUCUUGUGUCAAAAUUUUGAAAAAUGAGAAAAACCUAUAGAGCACAUACCUAUUUUCUCAUAUAAAUAUGCUAAUUACAAAAAAGUGUAAAAUCACAACAUUACAUUAAAUGGUAUUAACUAAAAUUAUGUGUGGAUUUUAUUAAAUAAUAAUAAUUAUAAAAUAUAUUAAAACUUUUUGUACAUUUGGGCUACUUACAUAUUAAAAUUGUUGAUUAUAUUUGCAAAAUUGUACUAUAUUUUGGUUGAUGCUAAACAAUUUUCUCGAGGUAACUAAUAUUAAAAUAAAUAUUAUGUGAAAGUGCACAUCAAAUAUUGUGUUGAGGAUUAAGGCAAUUUCUGAAUUCUGAUUUAAUGACAGAUUAUGCAGAAACCCAGCUUCAAAUUGGUUUGUUGUUAAUUUGGUAGUAAAUAAUUUUCAAAUUCUUUUGACAAAAUAAAUUUAUUUUGAACUGUGUCCAAAGUUAAAUAGGAUAUUUAAUAGAAACUUUAAAAAGAUUUAUUAACUAAAGGAUUUACUGAUUUCUACUUUUUGUUGUUCAAAAUGUAAUUUUUGCAAGUAUUCUUGAAGAAGGAAUCUUAAGUCAUUUAAUGUAAUUCUUAUUAAAUCUUUUAAAAUUCACUUUAACAAAUCAUUCAUACUAUCUGAUUUAGAUAGUAUGAAAUUCCAGAAAGUUGUUUUUCUCCUUAUUGAUAUAAAAUUCAAUAAUGCAUAUUGAACAUGUUUUUUUUUUUUUUUAAAUUUGAAUAGUUGUCUCUAGAUCUAGAAUUAGAUUAGAUCCAUUCCCUCAAAUCUUAUUUCUUGAGCAAAUAUGCUUUGACAUGGACCUUGUUUUCGUAUUUUUGUCUUGAGUCAGUCUAACCAUAUCUUCUUGGUAUCAAGUUUUGAUCUUCACAUACAGCUUCUGAGACUAAAAGUUGAAAGUCUACAAGGUAAUUUGUAAGAAUGUACUUUUGGAUACACAGUCAUUAAUUUACAACAAAAAAUUCCAAUAAAUGUAUAAAUAUUUUAAAAAUACAAAUUUUUUAACGUUUUCAACAUUUUAAAAAUGAUGGUGAUAAAAAUUUCUUUGGAAAUCAUUAGUUUUGAAAUUAUAGCCGUUGAAGUGCAAGCAAGUGCAGCGAGCAAGUGACUCCUUUGGUCUCUAGGUGCACUGAAAUUGCCAAAAUGUAUUUGUUUUUCUUAUGUUACCUACCUGACAUUGUUUUGCAUAAUAAUUGAGAGGAUUUUUUUCAUUUAAAACAGUGAACAAAAUGCAUUUGACAUGUUUGAUUUUCUAAGAAAUUUGAAGAAAUUUUGGACUUUUUCAUAUUAAAGUAAUCAAUACAUCUAAACUAUAUAUUUUAUAGUAGCAUAGGAUUGAAUCCAACAAGUAUAUUUUGCUUAUAAACCAGUAUGAGUUUAAUUAUUAUCAAUUGUUUUAGAACAUGGUACCAUUUUGUAAGAUGUUUCAUUUCCAAAAAAAAACUUUUUCUCCUAACUGGUUUAUUUACAACAUAGUUACUGUUUUUUAGUCAUACUAUGAAAUUACAGAAAAUUAUAGUAUUUUAUUUAAAAAUAUGCCUCUUCAAAUUUUUUUUGAUUCCUUUUCACUUGGCAUUAUUCUUGGAAAUAAAUACCUACCUUUUAUAAUUAAUAAUUUCUCAGUACCUAUAGAUGCAGUAAUUUUAACAACCUUAUGUCUACUUGAGUUCCACAUGUGUUCUGUGGAGAACAUAUAAAAAUCAUAAAUGAAACUAGAGUUUUCAUUCAACAUCACCACUUUAUAUCUCCAUUUGUGGUGUUUUUGAGGUUGAAGAUCUAGAUUUUAUAACUAUUCAUUUCAUUUAAUGUAUUUUAAUUUUGAAAUAUUAUGCAUAUAUGCAAAUCAUUGUCACUAGUGAUUUCUAAUAUAAAUCGUUUUAUAUAGCAUUUAUUUUUUUUGUUAAAUAUAUAAUAUAUGUGUUAUUUUCAUAUUUCUGCAUUUGUGUAAAAUUAUAUUUUGUUUUAAAUUUCAGAAUGGAACAUGUACUUCUCCCCUAUAGAGGUACUGAAUUUAUUUCCAGUACUACAACUCAUAAUCCUGAAGAACAAUUCUUUGUGGAAAAAAUUCUUAAAAAAAAUGUAAUAGGCAACUAUGUCUAUUAUUUUAUAAAAUGGAAAAACUAUGAUGAUGAUGAAAACACUUGGGAGUUGGGAAAAAAUCUCCAUUGUAUGGAAAUAAUAAAUGAAUAUGAAGAAAAUUUAAAAUCCCAGGAACAACCAAAAAGAGUUGAUAACGUUGAUAUUGAUAAUAAUAUUGCCGAUGAAGAAGAUGAUGUCAAUGAGGCAGAUGAUAUCAACGAAGAACCAGAUGAUGUCAAUGAGGCAGAUGAUAUCAACGAAGAACCAGAUGAUGUCAAUGAGGCAGAUGAUGCCAACGAAGAACCAGAUGAUGUCAAUGAGGCAGAUGAUAUCAACGAAGAAGCAGAUGAUAUCAACGAAGAAGCAGAUGAUAUCAACGAAGAAGCAGAUGAUAACAACGAAGAAUCAGAUGAUUUCAGUGAAGAUUCAGAUGAUAUCGACGAAGAAGCAGAUGAUGAUGAUGAAUAUGAAGAUGUCGAAGAAGAAGAGGAAGAGGAAGUAGAGGAAAUAAAAAGUGAUGAAGAUGAUGUACUAAUAGAAUACAAUGGGUAUUGUAAGCAUGAUAUGAUAGAAAUUGUUGGUACAACUUUCAUAGAUGAUGAGUUGACAUUUUUGAUAAAAUUAAGAAAUGAUACGAUUAUACUCUUUCCUGCUAAUGUAGCCAAUAAACUGUGUCCCCAAAUGGUCAUAAGGUUUUAUGAACCAAACUUUAUCUAUAAUCACCCAAAAUUCAGAAACAGACACAGAUGAAUAUACUGAUGAUAAUUAACUUUUGUGAACCAAUUGUAACUAUUUUAUUUUACAUCAUGA
Cinara cedri is the source of this 4105-nucleotide messenger RNA. Lineage: Eukaryota; Metazoa; Arthropoda; Insecta; Hemiptera; Aphididae. The record is from the annotation of a GenBank genome assembly.